AUGCCGGAGACGUACGAAUUCAUCGUGGUGGGCGCUGGCGCUGCUGGUGCUGUCCUUGCGGCGCACCUUGCACAUAGCAAGAAGGCACCUUCUGUCCUUCUCAUAGAAGCCGGGGGAAAGAAUGAUUCGAAAGCGAAUCGUGUCGAUGCAGAAAGGUGGCUUCACCGGAUGAUUCCAGCGCAAAAUUGGGGGUACAAGACUGUUCCUAUCAAAGGCUUCGACGGGAGUGUCAUCGAGUAUGACCGUGGUAAAGGGCUCGGAGGCAGUACCUCUAUCAACUUCAGCGUCUGGACAAUUGGACCUCGGGAUGACCAUGACGAGAUUGCACAUCUGGUUGGCGACGAUGAAUGGGCCUGGGAAAACGCGAAACAACGAUACAAGAGACUGGAGAGCUACCACGCCUCGUCGCCGGAUAUUCCCGAUGACUGCAAAAAGUACCUAGACCCCAAGCCUGAAGACCACGGCUUCAAUGGCCCGAUCCACGUCGGCUUCCCCAGAAUAUGGGAACGAACUUUCCAUUCUCUGAUGGAACUAUGGCUUGCACAUGGCACGGAGCCCAAUCUAGAUCACAAUUCUGGUGACCCUAUUGGUCUUUCCAUCUGUGCUUCGACGGCAUACAAAGGAGUCCGUUCCACCUCGGCCGAUGCUUUGAUAGGAGCCCCUUCCAAUCUGGAGAUUCUUGUCGAUACUGAGGUGUGUCGUGUUUUGUUCGAUGGCAGCAAAGCCGUUGGAGUUGAGACCUUUGAUGGCCGUAAGUUCUAUGCCAGUAAAGAAAUCAUCCUCUCCGCCGGCGCUCAGGACACUCCACGGAUUCUCAUGCACUCGGGUAUAGGGCCGGCGGACCAGCUUGGCAGCUUCAAUAUCCCUGUUGUGAAGGCCAACUCGAACGUGGGACAGCACAUGAAAGACCACCAUCAUGUCAUGCUGAGUUUUGAGAGGGCUGAUCACACUACAGACCGACACAGAUUCUACAAGAGCAAAGAGCUUCAGGCAGACGCGAGAGCGCAGUGGGAAAGAGACGGCACGGGGCCUCUGUCAGAAUAUGGCUGUGCUCUUGGGCUGGCAUAUCUCAAGCUUGACGGCAUCUACGCGACUGAGGAGUUUCAGAAACUGCCAGAGAGUCAGAAACAGUUCCUGCAAAAGCCAACCAUUCCCCAUUACGAGGUGCUCUUGAACGUGGCCCAUACCCCUUACUUCCUCGACCCAGAGAAUGCGGCCGCAGGCACAACGGUGUUUCUGUUUCUCCUCAACCAACAAUCCACUGGCACUGUGACUUUACGAUCCUCCGAUCCCAAGGUGCCUCUGGUCUUCGACCCCAACUAUUUCUCUCACCCUUUUGAUCGAAGACUUGCAGUUGAACUCACACGAGAGGUGUGUAAGGUUUUCAAGAACCCCAAGUUCACCGAGCAUACGACUGCCCAUCUACUUACUCCGAAGAGCGAGUCGGAAGAGGACAUUAUCGACUUCUGGAAAAGGAACUCGUCGAGCACGUGGCACAUGAUGGGAACAGCCCGAAUGGGUCGGGACGAGAAGGAUUCAGUAGUGGACAGAGACUUCAAGGUCUUUGGCGUCGAAAAGCUGCGCGUGGCAGACAUGAGUGUGAUUCCAAUUGUUGCUAACAACCACAUUCAGAGCACGGCCUAUCUCACAGGUCUCACUGCGGCCGAUAAACUGGUUGCCGAGUACAGGCUGGACGUGUUGUAG
Molecule: messenger RNA, 1704 nt
Organism: Capronia coronata CBS 617.96
Lineage: Eukaryota; Fungi; Ascomycota; Eurotiomycetes; Chaetothyriales; Herpotrichiellaceae
Exons: 2
Coding region: 1-1704 (567 amino acids)
Molecular function (GO): oxidoreductase activity, acting on CH-OH group of donors; flavin adenine dinucleotide binding
Source: RefSeq, a predicted model, not a curated record